This is a messenger RNA of Symbiodinium pilosum, 2457 nucleotides long. Lineage: Eukaryota; Dinophyceae; Suessiales; Symbiodiniaceae. The record is from the annotation of a GenBank genome assembly.
AUGGCCGGCCUGGCAGCUGCUGCCAGCAUGGGCCGGCAACGCAGCACCAAGACCGCCAAGCAGCAGCGCAUGAUUGCCAUGAAGGCCCGAGGAGGCGAGGAGGACACCCGAGUCUGCAUUCCUCUGGAGGAGCUGCGCAACACCGAUGUGGAGAAGGUCGGUGGGAAGAGCGCUUCGCUUGGAGAAAUGAUUUCGCAGCUUUCAGAUGUGGGUGUGCCUGUGCCUGGUGGCUUCAGCACAACGGCCUACGCCUACAAGGAGUUCCUGGACAAGGGCGGCAUCAACGAGUUCAUCAACGACAAGCUCUCCGACGAGUCCAUCUACGAAGAUGUGGACAAGUUGAUGAAGGUGGGCAAGGAGAUCCGUGACAAAAUCAUGGACACGCCCUUCCAGACCAACUUUGAGGAGGAGCUGAAAGCACAGUGGCAGCGUGUGAGCGGCGGCGAUGAUAAAUUCACCUUUGCGGUGCGUUCGUCUGCCACGGCUGAGGACUUGCCAGAUGCUUCCUUUGCAGGCCAGCAGGAGACUUACCUGAAUGUCAUGGGCUAUGACGACAUGAAGGAGAAGGUGCACUUGGUGUUUGCUUCCCUCUUCACGGACCGAGCAAUCUCGUACCGCCAUGACCGCGGCUUCGAGCACGAGAAGGUGCAGCUGUGCGCCACCUGCCAGAAAAUGGUGCGCAGCGAGACGGGGUCCGCGGGUGUGAUGUUCUCCCUGGACACGGAGAGCGGCUUCCGUGACGUGGUCUUUGUGACUUCGGCAUACGGGCUCGGCGAGACCGUUGUCGGCGGCACUGUGAACCCUGACGAGUGGUAUGUCUUCAAGCCGACCCUUGCAGAGGGCAAGAAGUCCAUCAUCUCCCGCACCAUGGGCUCAAAGCUCGUCAAGAUGGUCUACAAAGCUGGUGGAGGGUCCGAGACCAUUGACACCAGCGGUGAGGAGAGGGAGAGCUGGUCAGCCUCAGACAAGGAAGUUACGGACUUGGCAGAGAUGGCAGUGAAGAUCGAGAAGCACUAUGGGCGACCCAUGGACAUCGAGUGGGCACGGGACGGUGAUGAUGGUAAGCUGUACAUUGUCCAGGCACGGCCCGAAACGGUCGCCUCCCAGAAGAAGGUGGGCGUCAUCGAGGAGUACAAGAUGUUGGAGAAGGGUGGCGAGAAGGUGGCCGAGGGCCGUGCCGUGGGCAAGCGCAUUGGAAGUGGCAAGGUGAACAUCCUUACCAGCAUCGACCAGAUGUCCGAGUUCAACCAGGGUGAGGUCUUGGUGGCUGACAUGACCGACCCUGAUUGGGAGCCUAUCAUGAAGAAGGCCGGCGCCAUCAUCACCAACCGUGGUGGCCGCACCUGCCACGCAGCAAUCAUUGCUCGUGAGCUUGGCAUCCCAGCCAUUGUUGGCUGCGGUGAUGCAACGGACAAGGUGAAGAAGGGCGACCCGGUGACCGUGUCCUGCGCUGAGGGCGACACCGGCUACAUCUACGCAGGUGAGCUGAAGUUCGAGAAGAACGUGCAGGACCUUGGUGAGCUGCCGGAGGUAGGCUUGAAGAUCAUGAUGAAUGUUGGCAAUCCGGAGACAGCCUUCAGCUUUGGUCAGCUGCCCAAUGAGGGCAUUGGCUUGGCACGCCUCGAGUUCGUCAUCAACAAUGCGAUCGGGGUGCACCCCAAGGCCCUGCUGAACUAUGACACCUUGGAUGCGGAGACCAAGGCACUGGUUGAUCAGCGCAUGCGAGGAUACUCAAGCCCUAAGGAGUUCUACAUCAACAAGAUUGCGGAGGGCGUUGCAACCUUGGCUGCCUCUGUGUAUCCGAAGCGCAUCAUCGUGCGCCUGUCCGAUUUCAAGUCCAACGAGUACAAGAGCCUCAUUGGCGGUGAGCAGUAUGAGCCUGAUGAGGAGAACCCAAUGAUUGGGUUCCGUGGCUGCGGCCGCUACACUGACCCAUUCUUUGAGGAGUGCUUUGCCAUGGAGCUGGAAGCUGUGAAGAUCGUGCGCGGCGAGAUGGGCCUGAAGAACGUGGAGAUCAUGAUCCCGUUCGUUCGCACUCUGGACAUGGCCAAAGAUGUCAAUGCAGUGCUGGAGAAGAACGGCCUGAAGCGUGGAGAGGAUGGGUUGAAGGUGAACAUGAUGGCUGAGCUCCCCAGCAACGUGUUCUUGGCUGAGGAGUUCCUGGACUACUUCGAUGGUUUCUCCAUUGGAAGCAACGACCUGACACAGCUGACGUUGGGCCUGGACCGCGACUCCGGCCUGGUUGCCCAGUACUUCGAUGAGAGGAAUCCGGCCGUCAUGAAGGGCCUGGAGACCUUGAUCAAGGCCGCCAAGGCCAAGGGCAAGUACGUUGGCAUUUGUGGCCAGGGACCCUCGGACCAUCCCGACUUGGCCAAGUGGCUCAUGGAUCAGGGCAUCGACUCCGUGUCCCUGAACCCCGACUCCGUCAUCCCGACCUGGCAGUUCCUGAGCAAGUGA